AUGUCUGACAAUUUCGAGGAUGAUGAGGCACCACCGGACCUUGUCGACGUCAUGGCGGUGCCAGCAGACGAGCCUGCCUCUAUAGAGGAAGAGCAGACUAGUCGGGUUCCUAUUACGAUUGUCACGGGAUACCUGGGAGCAGGUAAAACCACCCUGUUGAAGUACAUCCUUACGGAGAAACAUGGUAAAAAGAUAGCCGUGAUCAUGAAUGAAUUUGGUGAUUCUUCGGACAUUGAAAAACCCUUGACCGUCAACGAGGGUGGUCAAGAAGUUACAGAGUGGAUGGAAGUCGGCAAUGGCUGUAUCUGCUGCUCAGUGAAAGACUCCGGUGUCAUGGCCCUUGAAUCCCUCAUGGAACGCCGUGGCACAUUCGACUACAUUCUUCUAGAAACAACAGGCCUCGCCGAUCCAGGUAACAUCGCACCCGUCUUCUGGAUGGAUGAAGGUCUCGGUAGUUCAAUCUACCUCGACGGCAUCGUGACGCUCGUCGACGCGAAGAACAUUCUCAAACUCCUCGACGAGCCAACUCCGGAAGAAAAAGCCGACUCUCAUAAAGAGAACGUCAAUGACCGGGGCCAGAAACCCAAGCACGAGCAUACAGGGCCAGUACUUUCGAUGGCACAUAUGCAGAUCUCUCAUGCGGAUGUGAUCAUCCUGAACAAGACGGACCUGGUGACCGAGGCCGAACUCGAUGCAGUGAAAGACCGCAUUAUGGCAAUUAACAGUGCCGCUAAGAUCCAUGUCACUGACCAUAGUCGCACGCCCCAGAUUGAGGGUGUGGUACUUGAUUUGCAUGCAUAUGAUCAUCUUGCGGAUUUGGAGUUCCGGAAGAAGGGCCAUAGUCACAUGGAUCCUGCAAUUUCGACCGUUGCGGUCACCACACCGCCUCUUCCUGCUAAGAGCGUGGAGAAGGUUGAUGAGUGGUUGCGGGAAGUUCUUUGGGAGUCGAAUUUGCCAGUGUCUGAUGCGGGAUCCAAGCCGUGGCCGACAGAUUUUGAGAUUCAUCGAUUGAAGGGGAUUCUGGUGUUGGAGGAUGGGUCAAGUAAGAUUAUCCAGGCCGUGAGGGAUGUUUUCGAGAUUCGGGAUUCAGAGCAACGCCAGGAUGAAGAUGCGGAAAAGAAGCUUCAGUGCAAAAUUGUGCUGAUUGGGAGAGGGCUGACAACAAGUGGUGAUCCUUGGAAAGAAAGCUUUGAAGCAUUUGUACGGAGUUAA
Molecule: messenger RNA, 1212 nt
Organism: Penicillium odoratum
Lineage: Eukaryota; Fungi; Ascomycota; Eurotiomycetes; Eurotiales; Aspergillaceae
Product: CobW family GTP-binding protein
Exons: 5
Coding region: 1-1212 (403 amino acids)
Cellular component (GO): cytoplasm
Source: RefSeq, a predicted model, not a curated record